CAUACGUACAUAUAAAAUAUAAAAUUAUUCCCUAUCCUACCGGUAAACAAAAAGCUAGGUAGAAAUUGGAAUUCUUGUUCAAAAAACCGAGACUCGAAAGAAUAUUAGAUAAGCAUUUGCAAGAGGUAUUCGUGAUACAAGAUGUUGGAAUUCGUCGAUAACUGGCAUAUGGAUUAUGUAGGUCAGGCAUGGGCUGAAAAAUUGUCCCGAAUAAUUAUUACGUUGUUUGGAAUCGUAGGAUUAGUUUACGGCUAUGCUAUUCAACAAUUUUCAAUGACUGUCUACAUAUUAGGAGUCGGUUUCGCAUUAGCAUCUUUGAUUACAAUUCCACCAUGGCCUAUUUAUCGUAAGAAUCCUCUAAACUGGCAGCCUGUCAAAAAUAGAGAUAAAGACAGUCAUUCCAAAAAGAGUAAAAAAACCAAAUGAGUAAAAUGAUGAUUUCAACCUCUAUAUUCACAGUAUUAGGGUUAAAAAGUUUUAUAUUUGGUUGGUAAAACAAUAAAAAUUCCAUUGUUGAAGACAA
Molecule: messenger RNA, 523 nt
Organism: Coccinella septempunctata (seven-spotted ladybird)
Lineage: Eukaryota; Metazoa; Arthropoda; Insecta; Coleoptera; Coccinellidae
Gene: Spase12
Product: signal peptidase complex subunit 1
Exons: 3
Coding region: 142-426 (94 amino acids)
Biological process (GO): protein targeting to ER
Cellular component (GO): signal peptidase complex; endoplasmic reticulum membrane
Source: RefSeq, a predicted model, not a curated record